GGGACCGCGCCGCCAUGGCGCUGGACGCGGGGCGGCUGGAGGGGCUGAGCCUGCAGGAGCUCAGCGCGCUGCUGGACGAUGAGGAGCGGCUGCAGGGCAUGGCCCGCGAGAUGGAAGAGGCCCAAAAUGUUCAGCACAGCAAGGACAUGACACUCGCCAGCAACCGCAGUCUGGCAGAAGGCAAUCUUCUGUACCAGCCAAAGUUGGAGUCUUUGAAAGCAACUUUGACUCAAAAAUAUCAAGAGCUGCAAGUCCUUUUUGAAGCAUACCAGAUAAAGAAAACAAAAUUAGAUAGACAAUCCAGUAAUGCCUCACUGGAGACACUGCUAGCUCUCCUUCAGACCGAGGGGGCUAAGAUUGAGGAAGACACAGAGAACAUGGCGGAAAAAUUUCUUGAUGGCGAAAUCCCCCUGGAUUCCUUCAUUGAUGAGUACCAGAGCAAGCGAAAGCUGGCUCACCUGCGGCGGGUGAAAAUCGAGAAGCUCCAAGAGAUGGUGCUCAAGGGACAAAGACUUCCACCGCCGCAGCCUCAGCCGCGGGCAGCCGACGCAACGCCAGCACCUCAAGAUUCCUACACUUCGGAUGCAAACCCUCCUCCUUCAGCUGCACCCCGACGAAUACCUCCCCCUCCUCCUUCCGUCCCAGCAGGACGCUUUCCUACUCCGUUUACUGCGGCCGCGAGUUCAGGACCAGCCGUUUCUUAUCCAGGUGCUCCGUAUCCUCCUCUCCCACCUCGAGCUGGAGCUCAGGCCGCGAGUCAGUUGCCACAGCCAGGCUGCCCAUCUCAGUUUGUACCACAGUAUCCUCCAGCUCUUCCCCAAAGACCGCCUCGCUUUCCACCACAUCCUGGUUUUAUCCUCCAGUGAAUAUUUUGGUGCGCCUGACUUACGUAUUGGUGCUUACUGUUCCUUUUUCUCCCCCUGUCAGAGACUUAACGUAGGCAGUGGAAAGCCUCUAUUUUUUUGCACAAUAGAGUAUAAAAUUUGAGCUCUGGCACAGAGGUCUGAAAUUGUGUCUGGUGGAUGUUAUUGUUUUCAAAUAUCAGUGGCAACGAGGAUUUUCUAGGAAGGUGGUAAGGGCUCUAUGUGCAGGAGUGCACAGUGGAUUUCCUGAUUUUAUAAAUCUUUCUGAAUUCUUUAGCGAUGGCAGAUCAGUGUCCUGUUCUGUUCUGGUGUGUUCCCGUUGCAGCUGGAUGUGCGUGUGGCAAACCAGGAGCUGUUUGUCUCCCUAAAGAAUUCUCUGUCAGUGCCAGUGUUUGUGUGGUAACAGCCAUAUCUGAAUCCUGGGUGAAGAGUUUUAAUGGACCUCAAUAGCAGCUUUUGCAGUGCACCCAGACAGUGGCAGUUCUGGCCAGGUGCACAGCGAACUCACUGAGGUGAAGCUGUUGUUGGAUAAAGUUCUUUUUAAAUAUUGAAAGUUACAGGAGUUUUGUUUCUACAUUUCAGUUGUUACCUUAGACUUUUCAAAAUAAAAGUACACGCUCUUCCCAUUCCUGAAUAGCUGGUAUCCUGAGAGUCCUGGUCUCUUGAAAUUUAUCUAAAUUGUACAGGCAGUUCAGAGUUUAGAGAGACUUCAACAGGCAUUUCUAUUUCUUUACCUUUUGAGACUUUCUUAUGUUUUUGUUUUUUUUCCUCUUCCAUACCCUGCAUACAGAAGUGAUUGUUUUGUUCUUUUAAUUUAAACUGGUGCUUAGCUUUUCAUAUCAUGUGAUUCCAGGAAUUUAGGCAGGGUAUUUUCUUAGUUAAGUAUUGGAUUUUCCUAUCAUGUAAUUGCCCACAAUUUCGUUGUGCAGUUCUUGGCACGCCUGUCUAUUUGGAAUUUGCAGUUAAUAUUUCUCCAUGCGAGAAGUCACAACAGAGGAGGUUUUUGAGUUCUGUGGUUGCUAUUUGCCUCUUACAUAAUCUGCUCUUGGCUUUUUGUGCCUCCAGAGGGGGAGGCUUCCUAUGGCAGGGCCUGUUUCAUUCUCAGUAUGACUCUGGAAGCCUGAGGUGCAGGUGCGUGCUGGUAAUGGAAUCCUGCAGCAGGGGAGGCGACUCUCAACACUUGUUGCUCAUGCAGAAUAGGAGCACAGAUUAACUGUCACUUCUGCAAAAAAAAAACAUCCGACUACUUCAUGGCAGUUUAAGAAAGGCAUCAUCCAGAAUUUGUCACAUAUCUUCUCUAUUAUUUAAAACACUUCCUUAUCGUUGUCCUGGAAUACGCUGCGUAGUUUGGAAGACUGCACUACAAACAGCUUCAGUCAAAAUACAACAUCUGAUCUUGUUUUUCUUUAUGUGAGGCCCUAGAUUGUCCCUUAAUCAUUUCCUCUGGAGUGUGGUGGUUGCAAGCAAGUACUAAUCUGAAAUUAAUCUCAUAACAGGAAGCUGUCUGUUCCGAAAAUACAGUUAUUUGGCUUGCUUUGCCUUCUGAUGACAAAGGGCAGAAGGCUGGUCACUGUGACUGGCAUCUAAACCCAUUCCCCAGUGUAGAUCUGGAAAGUUUCUGUAGAUGGGGGAGUUUGUGAAGCAACGUGCAUUGGAUUUGUUUGCAAAGUGUGUUUUCUCUGUAAUCUAGUGAUGGUACAAGAUGUGUUUUUCACAAUAGCGUAAUAUCUUCUUUUCUUGAUAUUAUUUUAUCAUUGAAGCUUUGUGUAAGCAUGGUUAAUUAUGACACGUUUCAAAACAAUUUUGCUGUGCUUUUAGUGCUGGUAUUUGGAUGGCAACUGUUGUGUCUGAACGCUAAAUAUAAAUCUGCUGUAGAAAGGAUUUGUGUCCUAGGAAGAAGAAAGGUGGCUGGGAGCUCCUGGGGUGGUGACUGAGUACAGAGAUCCAUACAUGGAGCCUGCUACACCAACUCCACAACACUCUCCAAUCAGUUUUGCUAGCAUUUAAUAAAAACAGCCAGGUAUAUUUUACACUUAUCCAGUGCCAACUUUUUUUCUGAGAGUUGCAGAUCCUCAGAAGUCACGGAGGUGAUAGGUAAGUGUACUGUGAUUUUGCACUGCAUUUUGUGUACCUAACUUUAUUGGUGUUAGUAGUUCGAAAGUAUUUUUACUACCUGUUAAAUUUUCUGUCUUUUGGUAACUUUUGUGAUAACGAGACCUUUCAGGGAUACUUUAUCUAAAAACAAACUGUUGUGCUAACUAAAUACAGACAAAGCUAAUGCAGUUUUUCUGUGGAGAGCAAAACAAUGCAUUGUUGCAUAUGCAUGUGGCUGAUGUGCCUUAGGAUCACUACCUGUGAUUGUAAUACUAGGAUACUUUAUCAUUUGAAUAGCCAUUGCUUAACUGAUUUAAGGGCUCUUCAAGAGCACUUUCUUCUACAAAACUCUCACCCUUGUACUUUAGGAAAAAACUGUAUCUGCUAUUUGUAAGCUUAUAGUUGCCUUCACUGAUGGGUUAGUUUGAGAUAGGUGAUAUAACUAAUGUGAUGUUUCAGUUAUAGCAAUCCCAUAACUGAAAUCCAGCUGCUCACAGAAAAUGUUUUGCCAUUAACUGCGUGUGGAUGCGCACAACCUGUAAAUAUAUACUUGACUGCUGGUGAUGUUUAAGGGUAUAGGAGAAAAACGAUCGUGGGAAGCUGUUUAAACCCUUUCAGAAACACUAAUGUGAAUGAGUGGGGCAAGAGGUGUGCCAGUGGUUUAAACUGUUGCCCUUUGACAGCUUCUGUUCUGUUAGAGCUAAUCAAUUCUGCUAUGGCUAGGAUGUUUAGGACUGUACUAAUUUGCACUGUUGAUAAGAUAGAUUAUAACGCCAUAGGCAAGCAGAGAGUUGGGGGGGGGGAUGGCUCAGUAUGCUUGCCAAAAUAUAUAUUAUGUUGUCUCGAGGAUUCUUAAUGUCUGCUGCAAAUAGCAUAUACUUCCCCAAAGCAAUUGGAGUGGAGAAAAAUCUUUUAAACAUGAUGUGUAACACGGCUUUAGAGUGUUGGUAGCAUUGAAAAUGCUCUGUUAGGAUGGCAUUACUUUUGCCAGUCUUUUUGUAUGCAGAUUUUCUAAGUUAUGACUAAUUCAAUUAUAUGCAGAUAGGGUUGUUGGUUGGUUUGUUGGGUUUAUGGUUGUUUUUUUUUGGGGGGGGGGGAGGGGGGUUGUUUUGGGGUUUUUUUUGAACAAUGAUCAGCAUUGAAGGGCUCAAACUCCAGGAUGAGUUCUCUGCACUUCCAUGCUGUCCCUUGGAGGCUGGGUCGCACUGAGCUGCUCCACGUGGGUCGUUUUUGUGCCACUGACCCUGAGGGACCGUUUAGGAUAAGAGCUGUGUGGUUCCAGGAGGCAGGGCCCUGGGCACAGUCACUCAUGGGUGGCUGAGUGCCCCCAUCUCCACAACCUCAGCCUCUGCCUCUUUUGGACUUCUUUGCCCCCUCAAACUGGAAUGAAGUAGAGCUCACACAGACAUUUAGGAGCUACUUGGCAAACAUUGAGCUCAGAGGAGGCAGAGUUGUCCUGCACCUGAACGGUUCCUCUGUGUAAUCCUGGACAGUCAAAUAAAGGGGCAGUUUUGUAUGCCUGGCGAGUUGUGAAAUGUACAGUGGAUUUGUUUGCAUAAUGUCUUUCUGUAAUCUACUGUGGUCUGAUUUUAAAUAAAACAUCGUAUCUCUCUCUUGGU
Molecule: messenger RNA, 4576 nt
Organism: Lagopus leucura (white-tailed ptarmigan)
Lineage: Eukaryota; Metazoa; Chordata; Aves; Galliformes; Phasianidae
Gene: VPS37B
Product: VPS37B subunit of ESCRT-I
Exons: 4
Coding region: 15-866 (283 amino acids)
Biological process (GO): protein targeting to membrane; protein targeting to vacuole; ubiquitin-dependent protein catabolic process via the multivesicular body sorting pathway
Cellular component (GO): ESCRT I complex
Source: RefSeq, a predicted model, not a curated record